Messenger RNA from Haemonchus placei, 645 nucleotides. NCBI's taxonomy places the organism in Eukaryota, Metazoa, Nematoda, Chromadorea, Rhabditida, Trichostrongylidae. The record is from the annotation of a GenBank genome assembly.
AUGUCGGAUUUGAUUGUGAUGGCGAAGGAACUGUUUAAGUCGCAGCCUAUGAUGUUGGAGUGCACGCCGCCUCUAAUCAUCUGCGGUGACAUACAUGGCCAAUUUAGUGAUCUGAUUCGAAUAUUCAACAUGAUGGGAUGGCCUCCAAAAGUUAACUACCUGUUUCUCGGUGACUACGUCGAUCGUGGGCGAUGGAGUCUGGAAACUAUUCUGCUACUAUUUGCUCUGAAGCUGAAGUUUCCUGAAAACUUUCUUCUUCUUCGUGGCAACCAUGAGACUCCGAUCGUCAACAGAAUCUAUGGCUUCUAUGAAGAUCUUAUACGCCGCUUCGGUACACCUCGUCUCUAUAACACCUUCCAGGUAAAAGUAACCAUUCUAGGAAGUGGACUUUCGUUUGCCUUCGAGGAGCGCUUAUCCAGACGAGAUAAGAGAGAUCAUGCAAACUUCUGCCGCAGAGAGUCAAGAGAUUGGCUCAGUCUACUAGAGCGAAUUUGGGAACCUCAAGCGGCUCAAACAGUUCUGGGUAGCAGUUCGGGAAGCGGGGAAGAUAAGCAGAACAGGACGGCAACAGAAAUGAUCCUAAUUUAUCAGAAUCGCAGAUGGUGUGCCUACAUGGCCAAAUUUUUCCACACCAAAAAAGGAUGA